This is a messenger RNA of Gadus morhua (Atlantic cod), 2272 nucleotides long. RefSeq names its product tetratricopeptide repeat domain 9 (gene ttc9). Gene Ontology annotation, cellular component: endomembrane system; mitochondrial envelope; cytosol. NCBI's taxonomy places the organism in Eukaryota, Metazoa, Chordata, Actinopteri, Gadiformes, Gadidae. Gene Ontology annotation, biological process: protein folding; negative regulation of apoptotic process. The transcript is spliced from 3 exons. Gene Ontology annotation, molecular function: protein binding; protein folding chaperone. Bases 296 to 1072 code for a protein of 258 amino acids. The record is from RefSeq and is a predicted model, not a curated record.
AGAGAGAGAGAGAGAGAGAGAGAGAGAGAGAGACUGGUCCGAGUAAACAGGCUGUGUUGAAGAACCAAUCGGAGAGCGUCAGACAACCCUCCACCGGGGAGCGCUCCGCCCGUUUGUUUCGCGCGCGCGGAGGGCGUUCAUCUGCGCGUGGUUCUUCCAGCGGACGCACGAGCCGAGGAGCAGGAUGCCACCAGCGACCCCGCGUCUCAUAUCCCCCCGUUGUUAUUAGUCUGACGGCGCGGAACAACACAGAUCCACUCGGAGCCUUCGCUAAUACAGGACCGUCGGAAAGACGAUGAGCGUCCGCCCGGCUGCCCAGGACGGCUCCCCCAGAGGGGAGGCUGCAGGCCCGGGGAGGAAGUGUGACAGCGGCGCGGCGGCUGGAUCCCCGCGGCACCAGCAGCAGCAGCCACCCAACCUCCGCACCAAGGAUGCCCGCUUCCAGCACCAGCAACAACAGAGGCACCACCACGGAGGGCCGCAGCUCCGGCAGCCGUCCUCCGCACACUCCGAGCCGGCCGACACGGUGCGCCGGGCGCUGGACUUCAAGACGCAGGGCACCCAAUGCUACAAGGACAAGAAGUACCGGGAGGCCAUCGGGAAGUACCACCGCGCUCUGCUGGAGAUGAAGGGUCUGUGUCGCGUGCUGGGAGACCCGGACACUGGCUCUGCUGGGACCGGGUCCAGCACCCCCAAGUCCCCGCCUUCGCUCCUCCUGACGAGCCGCGGAAAGUCCAGCCCGCUGACGGAGGAGCAGGAGGGGGCCGUGGAGAACGCGGAGCUCGAGUGUUACAACAGCCUGGCGGCCUGCCUGCUGCAGAUGGAGCUGGUCAACUACGAGCGAGUGAAGGAGUAUUGUCUCAAGGUGCUCCGGAAGGAGGGGGAGAACUUCAAGGCCCUGUACCGCUCCGGCGUGGCCUAUUACCACCUGGGGGACUUCCAGAAGGCCCUGCACUACCUCAAGGAGUCCCACAAACAGGAGCCGUCCGACACCAACGUCAUCCGCUACAUCCAGCUGACGGAGCUGAAGAUCCGACGCACCGCCCAGCGGGACAAGAAGGAGGCGGCAUGAACCCCGGUUGGCCUCAGAAACCGCACCACCCUCCCCCCAAACCCCAACCCCAUCCACCGACCCACCCCAACCGAGACCCCUCACCAAACCCCCAUCACCCCCAACCACCACACCACCCGAGCCCAAACACCAACCAGGUCCAACUACCAACCAUCAACCCAGCCCAACCACCAACCCGCUCCACACACCGACUGUGACCACCCAGACCUUACACGCACCGUGCCGUCGGUGUAGCUACAAAGAUGCGUCAGCUCUCCCCCCGGUAAAGUUAGGAAGACAUCGGACCUUUAUUCGGACGACCCCCGUCGCUUUCCAACCUCACCCGGGCGUUUGUCUCUCACCUCGCUCGAGCUACACGCUAACCCUUUCCCUCGAGGGUGUUGUGAAUAGCGUUUAACCCCGUAACCCUCUCGCAGUAGUCGUAGGCUUGUGUAAAAAAAAACGCGCUCCGUGCUGCCGUCUCGCCGGUGUGGAGGAGUGCGACACACUGCCAGUCAAAACAUCGCACUCUCAGCCCCCACCCAGCCGGAGUCCGUGGGCGACCAGAGCAGCUUCGCGUUCACACCUUCCCUUUACUCAACAUGUUUUUUUUAUUGGCAUGGCGUGCGUGUGGGUGUGUGCGCAUUUGUAUUUCUGUGUGUGUGUGUGUGUGUGUGUGUGUGUGUAUGUGUCUGUGUGUCUGUGUGUGUGUGUGUGUGUGUGUGUGUGUGUGUUUUUGUGUGUCGGAGAGUGUGCGAGUGUGUGUGGUUGUGUUUCAGAAAAAACAUCUACUUUUAAGUCAACUGAACAGUAUUUUUAAGAAGGACUACGACAUAUAUACUGUCGAUAGGCCAAAUAUCUAAGAACAAAGUUGCGUUUUCCGGUGAAAAAGGGACUCUUCCUUGAGGGUAAAAACCCGACCAGUGUUUGGGUUGGCUGUGUGUUAACCAUAUCACACAUUCUGUGUAUAUAUGGGAUGGCCCAAUAUUUCUUUGGUUAGCUGUGUGUUAAACAUAUCACACUCUGUGUAUAAAGUGUAUGAGCUAGCCUGGCCAACUUGCAAUGGGUGCCGCUAUGAUUGGAGAUGGACGUCAUUCUUGUCCUGUUUUCUUAAUGCCAAACCAAGCACUUAAAUCACAUUGCAUAAGAUAUAUGUACAAGCACACUGUCAACAGAUCUAUGUAAUAAAGAUAUCUACUGAUUAAAAAUUAUUUACUUGUU